UACUUAACCUUUUGCUAUUCUCUCUCCAAUUUCGCCGUGAUUCAAUGGUCAUGGCUUCCCAGCUCCUUCGACGCGCCUUCGGAAGCCGCUCCAGCCAGGUCCUCUCCUCCGCCACAAACCCUAACCCCUUCGCACCGUUUGUAGCCAGGGCCUUCUCCUCCGAUUCCACGCCCAUCCGAGCCACUCUCUUCCCCGGCGACGGUAUCGGCCCCGAGAUCGCCGACUCCGUUAAACAGGUAUUUAAAGCAGCUGAUGUUCCAAUUGAAUGGGAAGAACACUAUGUUGGGGACCAAAUAGAUCCUAGAACCCAAAGUUUCCUAACAUGGGAAAGUUUAGAAUCUGUACGGCGAAAUGGGGUAGGCUUGAAAGGGCCAAUGGCCACACCAAUUGGGAAAGGUCAUCGUUCUUUGAAUCUUACUCUAAGGAAAGAACUUAACUUAUAUGCCAAUGUUCGGCCUUGCUACAGCCUCCCUGGCUAUAAAACUCGGUAUGAUGAUGUAAAUCUUAUCACCAUCCGUGAAAACACAGAAGGGGAGUACAGUGGACUUGAGCAUCAAGUGGUCAGAGGUGUGGUUGAAAGCCUCAAGAUCAUUACUCGUCAGGCCAGUUUGAGGGUGGCUGAAUAUGCUUUUCACUAUGCAAAGACUCAUGGGAGAGAGAGAGUUUCUGCAAUACACAAAGCGAACAUUAUGCAGAAAACCGAUGGUCUUUUCCUAAAGUGUUGUCGUGAGGUUGCGGAGAAGUAUCCUGAGAUUGUAUAUGAGGAAGUUGUCAUUGACAAUUGCUGUAUGAUGCUUGUGAAGAAUCCAGCACUUUUUGAUGUAUUGGUGAUGCCUAACCUGUAUGGUGAUAUUAUCAGUGACCUUUGUGCUGGGUUGAUUGGAGGAUUGGGCUUAACACCAAGCUGCAAUAUUGGUGAGGGAGGUAUUGCCCUUGCUGAAGCUGUACAUGGUUCAGCACCUGAUAUUGCUGGAAAGAAUUUGGCGAAUCCAACUGCUUUGCUGUUGAGUUCUGUCACAAUGCUGCGCCAUUUGGAGUUCCAUGGCAAAGCUGAUCAGAUCCAAAAUGCUAUCCUCAGCACAAUUGCGGAGGGGAAGUACAGAACAGCUGACCUUGGUGGCAGUUCAUCUACAACUGAUUUUACAAAGGCAAUUUGUGAUCAUCUUUGAAGAAUGUUUCAACAUAGAAAUUCAGUUUUGCAUUGGAGUUGACGACAAAUUAUUUGUUGUGAUUUUUCUAAUGGAGCUAUAUUCGGAACCUUUCUCUAGAUCUUUUCUAAGGGAAUAAGACCACAUCACCUUGAUGCUUUGAAGAAAAGUUCUCCUGGUUGCCAACAAAUGCAAAAAAAUAUUAUAUAUGGCACUAUACAACCAUGGAGAGGUUGAAGGUGGCCUGGUUCAUUUAGAAACCAGCAUUUCCUGCUAUGUUUCAAAACAGAAAUAGGUUGGACUCUUCAAUGAAGUUCUCUUUUAGACUUCCAGUGCCGUCCUCGGUGGUUUGAUAUUCUUUGUCAAUACAAACUUGAAAUAAAAGCAUCAUGAUGUGGUGUUAGUCCUUUU
Corylus avellana is the source of this 1559-nucleotide messenger RNA. RefSeq names its product isocitrate dehydrogenase V (gene IDH-V). Gene Ontology annotation, biological process: tricarboxylic acid cycle; isocitrate metabolic process. Gene Ontology annotation, cellular component: mitochondrion. The record is from RefSeq and is a predicted model, not a curated record. NCBI's taxonomy places the organism in Eukaryota, Viridiplantae, Streptophyta, Magnoliopsida, Fagales, Betulaceae. Gene Ontology annotation, molecular function: isocitrate dehydrogenase (NAD+) activity; magnesium ion binding; NAD binding.